Molecule: messenger RNA, 2802 nt
Organism: Cryphonectria parasitica EP155
Lineage: Eukaryota; Fungi; Ascomycota; Sordariomycetes; Diaporthales; Cryphonectriaceae
Exons: 10
Coding region: 1-2802 (933 amino acids)
Source: RefSeq, a predicted model, not a curated record
AUGUGGACCAAGGCAAUGGAGAACGGCCAUGCCGGCUGUGCCAGCACGGGGUUUUCGAUGGGAAGUCCCGAGCCGGACACCAGCGGUUCCGUCUCCUCUCACAGUCUGGUAUCCCCAGAGGUCGAUUCCAUGGACUGGUUCAUGAACCUCACCACACCUUCCACCCCCACGUUUGACAACCUCGGUGAGGACUUGUUUAGCUUGCCUACCUCCGAGCUGGCACAUGAGAUCUCGCAAGGCGCCACCCCGAAAGAGAUGCCGCUACCAGAGCGUGCUUGGGCGGGUACCUAUCCGCAAGCCUUGGAGAUCGGGAGUGCAUCACAAGCCUCUCGAACCCGCCAGGACUCGGUCUCCAGCAUCCGAGGCCUCGACGCAGUAGAUCCCAUGCUGCAGGUAAUAACGACAGCCGUGCCGGGGCCACUCUCGGUCAACGCUCUCCCAACGCCGGUAGCACUCCAGCGAGGGCAAGAUGCUGGGGAUAGGCCGCAAACCCCAGUAAGCCUAGCAUUGGACCUGUCAAAUCGGUACAAAGACAAGGAGGCCAGAGGGCAAGAUUAUGACGGAGAACGCAGGCAACUGCUGUUCCCGGCGUUAACACAACUGGAUCGAGAUGCUGAGCGGUCGCGGCCCCGCUUCGACCCCUGCGUCUCGCCUCUUAUUGCGCAGUUUUCCAAGGCCAGGGUUGACGAAGCUGCGCGGCAGACGGCAGUCGAGGCUAUCAGCUUCAUCAUGUCCCAGGAAUGCCAACGCAGUCUCCCAGGAGCCUGGUGGUUGUCCGGCCUUGGGCAGCAGACUGCACGUGACAUCGGCUGGGCAGACCUGCCCAUCCAAUCGCUUAUUCGCAUGCUCGCCAGUGUCAAGCUAUAUCUAGAGCAGCGCGAGGUUCUCGCCGCGGUCAACUUCCUCCAACCCUCUUUUAGGUCUCAAGCAGCCGCCGUCGGCAGGUGCAUCGUGGUCACUCUUGCGGCUUGGGGGUCUCUGUUGAAACCAGACCAGCGCAAGCCGGACACUGUUGAGCUGAUAGCUCGCAUGGGCGAGGCCUACGACGGCUUAAAUGCCGAGCCGGACUCGGUGGAUAAAUUCCUGGCUAUUGUAGCAGUUCUCCAACUCGUCCACAAGCUGGGCUUGAAACACUUGCCCAAGCUCUUAGCGACUGCUGUGUCCAUCAUCCAGGCUCUCAGUCUACAUUCCGCUGCGGCGUUGCAGAGCCUGUGUGCCGAAUCGCCGGGACUGGCCGCCAGAGUCAAACGGGCGUGCUGGAUAGUAUUCUGCGUCGACAAGGUCAAUGCUCUACGUUGGAAGUCUUUCUCGUUGCUUCCAGAACCAUGUCUGCAGUACACACCGCCGCCCAUGGAAGAUUGCAAUAGCAACCAGGACUGGCUCCUGGCUCAAUGCAGGUACAGCAAGCUAUGUGGGCAGAUCUAUAACGAAACAUCGCAUGCCCGUGAAGACCAGUCUCGAUCUUCCGAGAGCAAGGCAACAAGCAUCGCCGCAGAGCUUGAGGACUGGUACGGGUCGCUUCCCGACGACGGCCGGUUGCAUGACAAAAACACAACGAGUAGGAGUCUCGCCAGACAGCUGGCUAUAUGCAUGCUCUAUCAGUACUGCGAAGCAAAGCUUGCACUGCUCGAUGUUGAUGACACAUGGAUGGACACUACAAAGAACCCACCGCUUCGGUCGCCGGUGAUACCUCUCAGUCGAGACAUCUUCAAGUUCAGCAACCGAAUCGAGCCCGAUGACAUUGUCUAUGAUCGGAUUCUUCUGUUUCUGCCGUCGCUCAGUCUGUGCAAAAUGGCCACGCAAGUCUCGACGCACGGAAGUGCCGAUUUCGAAGACGCCCGAGCCGUGCUCGCCGUCGCACACGGCUUCUUCGCACGAAUGUCGUCGGUGCUGCCCACGACCGAGUUCUUCGACCGCGUGACCGAGCUGGUCGACAUAGCUGUCAGGGCCCACAAGAGCGUGAAGAAGACCGCCUCCUCCUCGACAUGGACCCCAGUGCGUGCUACGCCGCUCUGGCGGAUCCUGUACACGUCGCCCUGGUCGGCCGUCAGCAGCUCAUCCUUGUCCGUCCACACAAUGCAGUGCUCCAGGACCACGCGCCCAAAGUCCAGCAGAGAGCUGCUCUUGCCCAUCCGGUUCGUCCCCGGCCGUGACGAGGCAUCCUCCAAGAUCCACCCAACGCUCUGGCCAGAGAGCACCGCCUGGGGCUGCGGCGGCUGUGCCCAGUACUUGGUCGCCUUGCUGCCUGUCGCCGUGUUCUGCAUCUCGGCCUUGGCAAAUGUCUCGUUGAACAUGACUAACUCUAGCUGCAGCGCGUCGCCCGGCAAUAAAGGGCCCAGCUUGGCGCCCGGAGAGUCUCUGCUGUUGGCGUCGAUCCCUAGCCACACCGAGACCGCUUGCGCUUCUGCAAGCCCGCUGCUCUCCUCCGCAGCUGUCGUGUGCGGUAUCGUCAAGCUGGCUUUGACUGCGGCGAAUCGCUGGUUCGGGGGUGGCGUAGACAGGACAACGCCGGCCCAGUCGGGCGUGAACGUGAACCGGGAGCUGGAGGGAUCUGGCUGGACGUCUUGUCGGCCUGCAACCUGUGCAUUGGUUGCCACAACGAAAGCUAGCAUCCCAGCGAUAGCAGAGGCCAAUGCGAAGCCAAGUAAAAAUGAAAUCACCACUCUCCUCUUGUGGGGUGCGACGACUGUGGACGUUCCCGCCGCGGAACAUUUUCGGCCGUCAUCAUGGCCACCAUCCGCGCUGAGCGGCGGUGGCGGGAUGGCCUCGUAUCGUAGUCUGUGGUUGAGAAUAGCUCUCUAA